This is a messenger RNA of Cryptosporidium muris RN66, 1815 nucleotides long. RefSeq lists its product as uncharacterized. The transcript has a single exon. NCBI's taxonomy places the organism in Eukaryota, Apicomplexa, Conoidasida, Eucoccidiorida, Cryptosporidiidae. Bases 1 to 1815 code for a protein of 604 amino acids. The record is from RefSeq and is a predicted model, not a curated record.
AUGGAUACUGCAUAUAUAGUCUUAUUAUGGUGUUCCCUCUCCACUUUUUUUGAUUUCUUGGAAAUCCUAUUUUCUGUUAAGGUUUCUAAUCUCUCAUUUGGUACUAUUGAGGCAAUUUCACAAUUUGAAAGUUAUAAUAUAUCUUAUACCCAGUGCACUGCUAUACUUUAUAAUCUACAACACUCUACCUUAGGUUUUAUAUUUGAAAAUGAAAAUGUCUGUACUCUAACUACUUACAAACAAAAAUGGCAAAAGGAAUUUUUAAAUGCUCCUUUUCCAAAAUAUCUCCCAUUCAUUCAUAAUUCCUCUAAUAAAUUACUUAUAAAUUUCAAAGAAAAAGAUAGACCUAAGAUGUUAUCAUCUUUUGGAUUAGGGAAUGAUUCUUCAAAAUGUUUUAUCUUAGGAUUUUCUGGUAUAGGAAAUCGUGGCAUCUGGACAGCAGCAGCUGCUAGAGGAUUAGCAGCACAAUUUUUUGAUAAUAAAGUUCCAUUAAGAUGGGAUGUCGUUGCAGGUAUUUCAUCUGGGGGAUUAAAUGCAUUAAUAUCUUCAUAUUUUAUACCUGGUGGUAAAGAACAAAUUAAUAAAAACAGUAAAAUACUAAAUGUUAUGCAAAAUUCAACAUAUACUAAUCUAAAAUCUUCAUAUAUUAUUAAAGACUCAAAUAUUAGAUCUGAUAAUUAUAUUUGUAGUUCUGGAGAUAACAAAGAAUUUAUAUUUGAAAUUUGGAUUGGUUUAGGUAAUCCUAAAAGUAGAUCUAAUGUCAAAUGUUAUUCACCAAUUAAACCUUCAGAUGAAUAUUCAAAUGAAGUUUACCACAUUAAUACUAGUAAUGAUCACUUCUUUGAAAAUGAAAUGAAUUAUACUAAUUACCUUUAUGAUAUGUAUCUUAAGGCUAAUAGUGAAGUAAUUAAUAAUAAUUGUAUAGUUCCAAUAUCACAAGAUUCAAGUCGUUGGUGGCAAGUUUUAAUUCCAACAGUAACAAAAAUUGGGAAAUAUAUUACAAGUUUCUGUACUCAAGAUGGUUGGAGAUCUUUUGUAUUAGGGUCCUUACGUAAUUUAUAUAGUGUUAAAAGAGAAGCUUUAAUAAGUGCAUCAAGAAUUGUUGAUGGUACACUUGUUACAUGGAGUAUGCAAUCUAUUUUAGCCCAAAUAUUGGGAAUUAAAUUAAAAGAUAUAAAUAAUAAAAGUGAAACUUCUUGGGUUUUAAUGGAUUAUGAGAAUUCUAAAAAGCUUGCUGAUAUUGUUCUUGCUAGUAAUGCAGUAUCUGGAAUUUAUAUGCCUGUUGAAAUAGAUGACAAUUAUUAUAUUUGGGGAGGUCUUAGAGGAGAAGCAAAUCUAGAAGCUGCUAUUGAGAGAUGUAUGGAAAUUAAACCAAAUAUAAAAGAAGAAGAUAUAGUUAUAGAUUUUAUCACUGGAGCUUAUUAUCGUGAAGAACUUUUUCAUGCAGGAUCUUAUAAUGAUAUUUUAGGAAAAGAAGGUUUUUUUGGUAAACUCAAGCGACGAUUUCAGAAUUUAAAUAAAGACAGUGAUUGUAGACCAGAUCCACCAACCUUAUUUGAACUUCUUAAUAGAGCUUGGGAAUUUGUUACUUCUCCAAUAAGAGGAUUAUAUCCAUUAGAAACUGUUAUUAGGAGAUAUCCUCGAGUUAAAUUCCGUUUUAUAUUAAGACCAAAGACACUCAGAUUUUUCCCAAAAAGUUCUUUUAUGUUCCCCCAUCAUAAACAAAAGAUGCUAAUUUUAAUGGAUGGAUUUUAUACAGGUAGAAAUGCUACUAUCUAUGAUUUCAGUAUUAAUGAUACAACUGUAUCUAUGUAG